UGUGCUCAAGGCAAAAGGCUUCAGCACAUGGAGUGCUUUUCCUUUCCAAAAAUGCCUGCAAGUUUAAUUAAACUUCUAAUAUAAACUAGUUGGCACUUGGCAGGAGAGAACACCUUAUCAGCUUGCUGAUUGCUUGCAAUUCUAAGUCAAGAUGGGUGCCCUAGCUGUGCUUAUUCUCCCAUUACUUGUAGUUGGAGUCAGUGGGAUAGUGUAUAUAUAUCGGUCAGUUAUUCAGCUGAUGUCAAAAUCUGCUGUGCGGAGUAAAGUUGUCGUGAUCACGGAUGCUCUUUCCGGUGUGGGCAAGGAAUGCUCACGAGUAUUUCACUCAGGUGGAGCUAGGCUAGUUCUGUGUGGUAAAGACUUGGACAAGUUAGAAGCUCUCUAUGAUACUUUAAACACCACGGCUGAUCCUCGUGCUACAUUUACACCAAAGCUUGUGCUUCUAGAUCUCUCUGAUGUAAACUGUGUCCAAGAUGUAGCAAAAGAAAUCCUUGACUGCUAUGGAUGUAUCGAUAUACUCAUUAACAAUGCUAGUGCAAAAGUGAAGGGAACAGCACAGAAUAUCUCCCUGGAAGUUGACCAAAAGAUUAUGGAUGCCAACUAUUUUGGGCCUAUAACGCUCACCAAAGCUCUUCUUCCCAACAUGAUCUCCAGGAGAACUGGUCAAAUUGUGUUAGUCAAUAAUAUCCAAGGGAAAUUAGGAGUCCCUUUUCGUGCUGCCUAUGCUGCUUCAAAGCAUGCUGCACUGGGAUUCUUCGACUGCUUGAGAGCAGAACUGCAAGAAUUUGGUGUGUGUGUCAGUACCGUGACUCCAAGUUUCAUACGCUCAGAUCACAUUCAACCACAGCCUAGCAACUCGGACUCUUCUAUAUGGAAAUUCUUUUCCAGAAAAUUGGCAUAUGGGGUUCACCCGGAGGAGAUAGCAGAGGAAAUUCUGCGAACAGUAAGCAGGAAGAAACAGGAAGUGUUCAUGGCAAAUCCCAUUGCAAAGUCUGCGGUUUACAUUCGCACGUUCUUUCCGGAUUUAUUUUUUGCUGUUGUUGCUGCUGGAGUUAAAGAAAAGCAGAAAACAGAAGACGAAAAAUGAUUGUUCCUGAGUCUCCUUCUUUGGCAAUAGGGUUGCCAUAUUUUAUGGGCUGACUAUUUCAAAGCUAGAGGUAGGGGAUUUAGAAGACCAUACAACUUUGGAUGAAUUGAUAAAACGUUCUGUGUUUCAACACUUGGAGGCCCUUGGAGGCAGCGGAGUUGGGAAUAGUAGUCUUUUCAACUACCAUUAAAAGUGCACUCCAGAACUCUGGAAGAAUGGCUCCCUUGAGUGCCUUGUGAUCCGUCUGAUAGGUCUGCAAGAACUCUUGGGAAUUGCGGUUACAGGGGAGGUAAUAGAAGGCAUAAACUUCUCACCUGAAGAGGCUGUGCCCAGCAUGUUGUGCUCUGGGCUCUUGUGGAAAUAGAGAGGCAUAAAACAAUUUCAGACAGAGAAGAUGGGAGGUUCCAACACCAGAAGAAAUUCCAAACUAAAGAAAUGGUCAGAGAUAGAAGUUGGAGAGUUGUACUGGUGAGGGUGAGUGUAUGGUAUUAGUUUGAUUAUAGAGUGCAGGAUAACUUUUUAGAAAAGAUUUGUUUUAUUAGAGAAGGAAAGCUUAAGCAUAAGAAAGUUGGUUUGGAUGAAAUUGCAAUUCCGUGGGUUAGAGCAAGUAUUAUUUUCCACAGGUUCCAAAUUCUAGUGAGAAUCUCUAACUGGGAAUGUUUUUUUUUAGUUUUUGUAUUUAAGGAGUUGCCAGUGCCCAGGGAAAUAACACAUUAUGUCUUUCAAAACCAAGUGAUAUCUGUGUACCACAUAUCUUCAGUUUUUCAGCUAAUGCUCAAAGAACAAUAGUAUUUGAUUAUAUAAUUUUGCACCAGUUGAUAUUUCCAUUGGUUGAUAUUUCCAGUUGAUAUUUCCAUAGUAUGAAGGAGUACAGAGAUCAGAGGUGCAAAAGUAGCUGAAGAACACUACAGUCUGGGUUGGUGGUGGAAAAUGCCAUCAAGUCAUUGUUGACUUAUGGUAUCCUAUGAUGGGGUCUUCAAGGCAAGAGAGUAACAGAGGUGGUUUGCUAUUGCUUGCCUCUGCAUAUCAACCUUGGUGUUCUUUGGAGGUCUCCCAUCCAAUAUACUAGCCAAGGCUGAUCUUGCUUAGCUUCCAAAAUCUGAUAUGAUCAGGCCUGCCUGGGCUAUCCAGGUCAAGGUAUAGUCUCUGUUGCCUGAUCAAAAUGUCUAGUUUAAAAAACAGUGGCCUCGUUUCAAAGAGGUAUAAUGCAUUUUAAAAUAUAUGCCCUCUGUUGAUUCAUUUCACCACCACAUGAGAAGUCAUUGAGGAGGAGAAACAUGAUGCUGUGAUUGUACUGGUGCUAAUUCUGAGCUCAGUAGUACAAUUUUUGUGUCACUUUCAGUAGAUACUCUAUUCUAUCCUGGCCUAGGUCGUGCUUGUAUGGCUUGUGCGGCAAAUAGAAGUAAUUGCUGUACAAGUAUGGCAAAUACAAUCUAUGUAGGCUGCAAACACAAUAAGAUUUUUAAUACUCUAAUAGAGUGUGAUUGCUUAUCGCAGGAAGGACAGACUUCAUAUUUGCAGGAUCUACUCAAUUUUUUCCAAGAUCUAAGUUGCCACUGGACUCAAAUCCUGCUCUUGGUAGCUACUUAUCACAAAAUGGUGGACUGGUGGUAGUAGCAGCCAGCCAUGGCCUGGCUACCCUGGGAAUUUUUGACGGCAUGGCCAGGCAUCAUGCAAUGCCACAAUGUCACCUGCUCCCUCUAGAGUGGGGGGGGGCAAUUCCCGCUCUCCGUGAUGAGUACAGACAGUCACAAAAUGGCAGCUUGCACAUACAUUAACUAUAUUUCAGAGCAGUGUUCAGGUGUGAAAACAUUUCCUCUGCUAUUUUCCUAAGCAAACCACCAUAUCAAACUGUAACUUGCCCUGAGGGGGUGGGGGUGGGUGGGAAUAUACAGUUUCUUUGUGUCUUCCCUGGAAGAGGCAAAUAGCAGCUUUGAUGCAUGAGGGGGGUGGGGAGAGUCAAUCUAAGCAGAGGUGUAUGUGAGAGGGAGGAGAGGCAGAUAAGGAAAGUAUUGGUGAGACUUGAGGAGGAGAUAUGAAAGUAUUGGUGCUGUUAUUUUCCCUUAGAGGAAAGGUAAGAGUGUGCAGCUCUUCCUCCUUUACAUGAAAGAAAAAGAGGAGAGAAGCCACUGUGGCAGCUUCAAAGGAGAAAACAAGAAAGUGAUUAUAGCCACACUAGAGAAAGGGGCAAGAGUUACUUUUAAUUACUCGGUGAGUUACUGGUCACUCCUGAGUGAUCUUCUGCCCACAUCUGGCUUAUAGCAAGUCCAUGAAGAAUCUCAUUGUUAUUGAGACAGAAAAUCUUUUAUUCAACAGGAAGGAAACUGGGAUAAAAGCAACCUGUAUGAAAGCGUUACACAUGUAUGCAUAUGAGAAGAGGGGGUUUGGACUGAGAGAUGUUCCUAUUUGCUGCAGGGCUUUCAGAGGUCUGUGCCAAGUAGCGCAUGUUAGAGGUGGGCAUGUUCUCCCUCCCUAUUCCAGUGAAAGGGAAGGAGGGGGAAAACAAGCCCUCAUAGUCUCCCCUGACUCCACUGCCUCCAUUUCCUCCUUGGCCCACCAGCUUACAUUCGUGGUAUGCUACCUUCAAAAAUGAACACUUUCCCUCCAAGAAUGUAUCCACAGUUUUACGCAAAACUAUGAAGAAGAAAAAGUCAUGCACAUACUAAAUAUUUAAAAAAUGUAGAUUGUGAUUCCAGUACUUUUUUAUUUCAGCUAUAACAGCUGUACCAGGAAGUAUCAUAAAUAAAAUCCUUGUUUCAACUAUA
This is a messenger RNA of Eublepharis macularius, 3852 nucleotides long. RefSeq names its product dehydrogenase/reductase 7C (gene DHRS7C). Gene Ontology annotation, biological process: regulation of release of sequestered calcium ion into cytosol by sarcoplasmic reticulum. Bases 152 to 1087 code for a protein of 311 amino acids. Lineage: Eukaryota; Metazoa; Chordata; Lepidosauria; Squamata; Eublepharidae. Gene Ontology annotation, cellular component: sarcoplasmic reticulum membrane. The transcript has 7 exons. Gene Ontology annotation, molecular function: all-trans-retinol dehydrogenase (NAD+) activity. The record is from RefSeq and is a predicted model, not a curated record.